GGCAUCCAAGUGAUAGUUUUUCUACUUGUUUGUCCUUUUGAAGACCCCUGUAGUGAUCAAGUCAAUGGAGAAAUUUCCUCCAUAUGUUUCCAACCAAUACACACGGCAAAGAAAAUUUACAUUUUCUCGGAAAGAACCAAUCUGUAGGCUUGGAAACCUAAGGCCAAAUUCUGACAGAAAAUACUAAGAAUCACAAUAACAACUCCAGCAAAUGUUGCCCAUUUUUCAAAAACUCAAAUCCUAUGUUCUUAUGGCUUCCAUGUUUAUCAUUCUUCUAUUCUUCUAUGUACUUUGUGCCGUGGAAGGAGCCGAACAGGAAAUUCCUGGCAAGAUAAAUCUGGGUUCUUCACUCUUUCCUACUUCUCAGCCCACAUCAUGGUUCUCUCCUUCUGGUCGAUUUGCAUUUGGAUUCUAUCAGCAAGACUCUGGUUUUGCUGUUGGAAUAUGGCUGGUUGGGAAAAGCAACAGAACAGUUGUGUGGACUGCAAAUCGCAAUGAUCCGCCUGUAUCAGCAAGUUCAACAAUCUCCUUGACAGACGAGGGUAAGCUUCUUUACAAAAUCGGCCAAGGAGGGGAGAAACUUAUUGCAAAUAAUACAGAAGCUGCUUCUUUUGCUUCUCUACAAGAUUCUGGCAAUUUGGUCCUCUACAACGCGAAAUCUGAGAUCAUUUGGGAGAGUUUUAAGUAUCCUACAGAUACCAUUUUAGGAGGUCAGACUCUCUUUUCUGGGGCUCAACUGGUAAGUUCAUCAGAAACCAGCCACCACACCGGACGGUUUCACCUCAAGAUGCAGGAAGAUGGGAACCUUGUUUUAUACCCACUGAAUACUGGGGACACAUCAGGUGAUGCUUACUGGCGUUCCGGCACUUUAGGGCAUGAGUUCAAGUUUCAUCUUUAUCUAAAUAGCUCCGGCCGCCUGCUAAUUGUCAAUGGUACCAGUUCAAAAAUCAUCAGCACACUAUAUGGUAACUCAUUAUCGGCAAACGACGAUAACAGCACAAUUUACCGUGCAACUCUAGACAUUGAUGGUGUUUUACGCCUGUAUUCUCAUAGAUACGACGAGAGUGGUGAACUCAAAGCAACAACCGAGUGGGAAGCACUUAAAAGUCCUUGUGAAGUGAAAAGCUUUUGUGGGUUCAAUAGUUAUUGCACAUAUAAUGACGACCAGCCAGUGUGUCUUUGUCUUCCUGGUUCUGAUUUCAUCGACCCCAAUCACAGGAAUCUUGGAUGCACUAGAAAUUAUACAGAAGCAGCGUGUAAAGGUGGGAAACAAAAUCCACUCCAUUUUAACAUCACCACCAUGGAAAAUAUCAACUGGGGAGACAUUCCUUAUGUUCAACAAUCCAUGUCUAUAGAAGAAUGCAGAAAUUCUUGUUUGGAAGACUGCAACUGCGGGGCAGCACUUUUCUCUGAAAACACUUGCAAGAAACAACGACUUCCACUGAGGUAUGUUAUUAGAAAAAUUCAAUCAGGAGAUCUAGAUCAAGUGAAGUCCACGGCUUUAUUGAAGGUAGGCAUUGGAGGCAAUAAUGGAAUUGACUCUAUCCCUUUAAAGCCAACCAUUAUUGUGACUAGAAGCGAAAAAGGACGACUGGCUGAAAUACUUAUGACUUGUGUUCUUGUCGUAUUUUCAUGCAUUAGCCUUAUAGUUUGUUGUUUAUUCAUAUACAAAAUCAGAUCCAUAAGAUACAAAAGGCUAGUGGAACAUGGGGAGGAUGGCUUGACUGAGGAGCUUAAACUGCGAUUGUUUUCAUACGACGAGCUUAAAGCAGCAACAAAUGGUUUCAGAGAAGAGCUGGGAAAGGGUUCAUUUGGAGCAGUGUACAAAGGGACUUUAUACAAACGGAAAAAGCUUGUAGCAGUGAAGAGGCUAGAGAAGUUAGUGGAAGAAGGUGAAAGGGAGUUCCAGGCAGAGAUGCGAGCAAUAGGAAGAACUCACCACAAGAACUUAGUUCGAUUGUUGGGAUACUGCGCUGUGGAUUCAAAAAGACUUCUUGUUUAUGAAUAUAUGAGCAAUGGCUCCCUUGCCAAUCUAGUGUUCAACUCUUCAGGGAGGCUGAGUUGGAAUCAGAGAAUAAAAAUUGCAAUUGAUGUUGCAAAAGGGAUCCAUUAUCUACAUGAAGAGUGUGAGACUCCCAUCAUUCAUUGCGACAUAAAACCACAGAACAUAUUGAUGGAUGAAUUCUGGACUGCUAAGAUUGCUGAUUUUGGGUUGGCAAAAUUGCUGAUGCCAGAUCAAACAAGAACCUUCACAGUUGUGAGAGGAACAAGGGGGUAUUUAGCACCAGAAUGGCAUAAGAAUACACCAAUUUCAGUUAAGGCAGACAUCUACAGUUAUGGAAUUGUGCUUUUGGAAAUUGUUUGCUGCAGAAAGAAUAUGGAGCUUAACACAUUGAAACCAGAAGAGAUUGUUUUGUCCACAUGGGUUUACAAUUGUUUUGUUGCAGGAGAGUUGGAGAAGCUUGUAAUUGGGGAAGAAGCUGACAAGAAGAUCUUGGAGAAAAUGGUGAUGGUGGCAAUGUGGUGUAUUCAGGAUGAACCAGCUCUUCGUCCUUCAAUGAAGAGUGUGGUUUUGAUGUUAGAAGGGAUCACUGAUGUAUCAGUUCCUCCAUGUCCAACUGCUCCCUCCAUGUAAUUCAACUCUUUAGCCAUGUUUACUGAUGCAAUAAUAAUAUAGUAGCAAAGUGUUUAUAAAAGAAAAAACAAAAAAAAUAUAUAAAUAUACUAUUAUUUAAUAUUUUAAUAUAAUUAAUUUUUUAUUUAAAU
This is a messenger RNA of Manihot esculenta (cassava), 2766 nucleotides long. Its product is annotated as G-type lectin S-receptor-like serine/threonine-protein kinase LECRK2. The coding region runs from base 212 to 2635 and encodes 807 amino acids. Gene Ontology annotation, biological process: protein phosphorylation. The record is from RefSeq and is a predicted model, not a curated record. NCBI's taxonomy places the organism in Eukaryota, Viridiplantae, Streptophyta, Magnoliopsida, Malpighiales, Euphorbiaceae. Gene Ontology annotation, molecular function: protein serine/threonine kinase activity; ATP binding. The transcript is spliced from 2 exons.